Messenger RNA from Saxophila tyrrhenica, 798 nucleotides. RefSeq names its product Translocation protein S66 (gene sec66). The record is from RefSeq and is a predicted model, not a curated record. Gene Ontology annotation, cellular component: Sec62/Sec63 complex. The transcript has 2 exons. NCBI's taxonomy places the organism in Eukaryota, Fungi, Ascomycota, Dothideomycetes, Mycosphaerellales, Extremaceae. Gene Ontology annotation, biological process: post-translational protein targeting to membrane, translocation. The coding region runs from base 1 to 798 and encodes 265 amino acids.
AUGGACGACACCAACAACACCACCUUCAACUCAUCCUCCUCAAACAGCACAUACGACUCCUGGCAGUCCUCCCGGCCCCCCAAAUCCUUCUGGACCAACCUCACCCUUCCCGUUCUCUAUCUCACCAUUCUCAUCGGCAGCCUCUACGCCUUCUCUUCCCUUUACCGCAAACGCAAGCUCCAACGGGCCGCGUCCCUAGAAUCCUGGUUCUCACAACACAAACAGCGCGAUGUCUACCUCAGCCUCUUACACUUGGACCCGGCGGAAGCGAGCGAGGGGGAGGGGGAGAAGAAGUUGAAGCAGGUGCCGGACUCUUUGCUGAAGGCUGCCCUGUUGAGACGGGCGCUGGAGGAUAUACAGCGGAUAGUGCAGUUGCGAGGGGCGAAGCCGGCUUUGCAGACGUUGUUGCAGAGGGGGAGUGUGGGGGAUGAGCUGUGGCAGCGGUUUUUGCGGGCGGAGAAGGAGAUGGAGGAGGAGGUGAAGGAUGUGGUUAAUGAGGCCAACGCUUUCGCGCCUAACUGGGGCCAAACGAUCUUCCAAUCCGCGAACGAGAUGAACCAGAACAUCCUGCUCAAACAGCGGGCCGCAGAGGUUUCAGCGCAAUUAGAGGGUGAGCGUGCAUGGUGGGAAGGGCGACGGGCGGGCAUACAGUCAGACUUUAUGAAGGAGCUGGAGGGCGAGAGCAAACCUGCUGAUGCGGCGCCGAAGAAGACGAGCAGCGACGAUGAUGCGGUGUUGGUGGACGGGGGAGGACCGGGUGAUCAGCAGGGGGCGAGGAAGAGGAAGGGCAAGAAGUGA